Molecule: messenger RNA, 4020 nt
Organism: Aspergillus novofumigatus IBT 16806
Lineage: Eukaryota; Fungi; Ascomycota; Eurotiomycetes; Eurotiales; Aspergillaceae
Product: glycoside hydrolase family 55 protein
Exons: 11
Coding region: 1-4020 (1339 amino acids)
Source: RefSeq, a predicted model, not a curated record
AUGGUGGCGAGGGCUCUGGAAGUCUUGAGAGUUGUGAACAAGCUUCGCCUGGAAAAUGUCCAAUACAAUUCCUACGAAUUCAAAAACAGCUCUGCUCGCUGCCCGCUGGAUUACAGCGAGUCCGCAGUCAAGGCUCUCGACAGCCUUCAGAAAAGAGAUAGCGCGCAACCAGCCAACACUUCUAGCACCUAUAGCUAUUCAAUUCCCGCAGACCUGCGAGAGGCAGCCCGCAUAAUGGCAGAGGCUAGUCCUCCUUCUCCGUCAACGGGCAAUCACGAUGCACUUGCUGCUCAGGUGCGCGCCAAGUACGGGGUCAAGCAAAACGAUAGUUUGAUUCCGACACAGGUGUUGCGGCGACCGAAUGGGCUCCUUGAAUAUGCACAGUUUGAACCGGAGUACAGGGGUAAUUCAACCGACGGAUCUCUGGGGAAGAGAUCUUUCUCCGCCUGGUGGAUGGCCACCAUGCAGCAACGAGGGGCCAACCCAUAUGCCCCCAAUGAUUACAAAGUCUGGAGGAACGUCAUGGACUAUGGUGCUAAAGGCGACGGAUUGACGGAUGACACCGCCGCCAUCAACCUCGCCAUCUCGGACGGAAACCGCUGCGGUGCCAGCUGUGGUUCGAGUACGAUUUACCCAGCAGUCGUUUAUUUCCCUCCUGGAACGUACCUGGUCAGUAGCUCGGUUAUUCAGUAUUACAACACGCAGUUGAUAGGCGAUCCGUUGGAACUACCCACAAUCAUGGCGGCGUCCAGCUUUGUCGGCCUAGGCGUUAUCACAUCCAACGUCUACGUCGGUGACCAGGAAGAAUGGUAUAUCAACACCAAUAACUUCCUUCGCAGCAUUCGUAAUUUCAAACUAGAUAUUACUAGGACUGCCCAGGACGCCUAUGUCUGUGCAAUUCAUUGGCAAGUUGCUCAGGGAACUUCCCUUGAGAAUAUCUACUUCUAUAUGUCCCAGGAUCCAGCCACAACACAGCAGGGGCUAUAUAUGGAGAAUGGAAGCGGGGGUUUUAUGAGCGAUCUUACUUUCGUCGGUGGCAAUUUCGGAGCGUACUUGGGUAACCAGCAAUUUACCACCAGUCACAUGGUGUUUGUGAACUGCAAGACCGCCCUGCAAAUUCACUGGGAUUGGGCUUGGACCAUGCAGGACGUUGUAAUCGAAAGUUGCACUACUGGGAUUGUGAUCAUCGGCGGCGCAGGUGGCCCAUUCAGCACUGGUCAGGGUGUGGGCUCAUUUGUGCUCGUCGACGCAGUCAUUGCCAAUACCCCUACAGGCAUCAUUACCACACUUUAUAGUAAGAACUCAACCGCACUGCUGCUGCAGAACGUCGGCUUCUAUAACACCCAGAAUGCCAUUUUUGACGACAACGUGAAGCAAGCCUUGGUAUCUGGGGGUGAUGCAACUGUCCUUGACUCAUGGGGCUUUGGCAUGGUCAACGACCCUUCCGGGACGAGGUUUGUCUCUGGAGAAAAUCUCCCAGUCAUGAACAGAACACAAUCACUGGUCGGCUCGAAUGUCUACAAUAUCAAACCGAAUUUCUUCACCCGACGAAGGCCCCAGUAUCAUGACCUUGGUUCGACUCAAGUGUUAGAUGUUAAGGCGCUUGGUGCAAAAGGUGAUGGGAUUACAGAUGAUACUACUGCACUGAAUAGCAUCUUAGCUCGUGGUGCUAAUAUGUCCUCAAUUAUAUUUUUCCCCCAUGGUGUCUACGUGAUUAAGAACACUCUGAAGAUUCCAAAGGGAUCGCGAAUCUUAGGCCAGGCCUGGUCUCAGAUCAUGGCUACAGGGCCGCAGUUUGAGGACAUUGAUCACCCUUCUGUGGCCGUCCAGGUCGGUGAUCCGGGAGAUGUAGGAAUUGUUGAAAUCCAGGAUAUGCUUUUCACAGUGUCUGGUCCUACUGCUGGUGCGGUUCUUAUGGAGUGGAAUAUCCACGAGUCGACGCAAGGCUCAGCAGGUCUAUGGGAUUCUCACUUCCGUGUCGGAGGUGCCAUCGGCUCCAAUUUGCAAGCAGUAAAUUGUCCAAAGGGUACUGGCACAGUGAAAAAAGAUUGCAUCGCAGCCUCAUUGAUGCUGCACCUAACCAGAUCCUCAUCGGCAUACCUGGAGAAUGUAUGGGUCUGGACUGCAGAUCAUGAUCUAGAUUUGGUCUCUCAAGAUCAACUUGAUGUCUACACGGCUCGUGGCGUCUUGGUAGAGAGCCAAGGCCCUACAUGGCUGUACGGCACCGCGUCCGAGCAUAGUGUGCUCUACCAGUACCAGCUUCACCAAGCCAAGGAUGUUUUAUUAGGGAUGAUUCAGACUGAGUCGCCAUACUUUCAACCAAUUCCUCCUGCCCCCGAGCCCUUCAGGAUUGGUCUGUUUGCCAGUGAUCCCGAUUUUGGUAAUUGCACUGUCGGCUCGCCAACUUGCGCGCUGUCCUGGGCAGUGCGGAUUGUUGAUUCUUCGUCAGUGCUUCUCCUUGGAGCAGGGCUCUAUAGUUGGUUCUCAGAUUAUUCCCAAACUUGUCUGGACACCGACAACUGCCAGGACCGUGGAUUCCAUAUUGAAGAAAGUUAUGACAUCUGGAUCUACAAUCUUGUCACCAAAGCUAUUAAGGAAAUGGUGAGUCCCUCCAGCGACACGCCGACAUACGCCAGGGAUAAUAAGAACGGGUAUAUGUCCUCCCUUCUUGCGUGGGUUCGAGGCCCUAAGGCAAUUAUCGGAGGCCGCAACUUCCCCGGCUUCUACGUCUGGGACCUUGACGCAGAUGCUGAUGCUUUGGAGGGGUUGCCCAGUUCCUGUCGAACAGCGCUGGCGGAGGUAAUCCAAUGUGACCGCUAUGUUCAGACCUUCCUGAGACAAGAAUAUCGGCAGUCUUUGCACAACGACACCCUCACCGCAUCAGUCUGCGACUCUGCCUGUGGAGAAUCUUUGAAAGGCUGGUUUGACAACGUCGCGAGCACUUGUUCGGGACACAACGUCAGUAGCUCUGCCCCAACCAAAUUCGGUGGGCAAAUAUGGGCAGGUUGGAACGAGACCUGUCUCCAGGACCGGGUUACAAGACAGUAUUGCAAUGACGUGAUCGCUGAGUUUGACGCCGUGAGCACGGAAGCUCUGCCACACGACCAGCUCUGCUCCUUCUGUUUUGUGGAAAGACUCGAAAUGAUGCAAAGGUCUCCAUAUUCAGUGUAUGACGAAUACUUCCAGGCAGACUUACAAGUUGUACAUGAGAAAUGCGGUUUGAAGGGCCCUACUGAUAUGCCACCAUCGCUUGAUGCGGUUCCCGAACUGGACCCCGAUCCGAUCUGCGUGUCAGGCAACACAUAUACGACCACAUCCGCAGGUGAGACGUGCGAUUCCAUUGCGCUAAAGUCCAAUGUCUCGUCGGCGGCCUUGUUCAUGGCCAACCCAGCGGUCUCCGUGGUGUGCGGCAACAUCGCAGCGAACCUGGCGCUCUGCCUUCCCUUUCCCUGUGAGACCACUUAUGUCCUCAAGGCCAACGACACAUGCACCUCCAUCGAGCUAGCAAAUAACUACCGACUUGGGGAUGUAAGGCGCUAUAAUUCGUGGGUGUCGUGGGACUGCAGCAACCUUCAAAAAUCCGUUGAACUUUAUGGCAGCGUUUUAUGCCUGGGUCCCCAGGGAGGGACUUAUUCCAGCACCGCCCCCAUCGCAAAGGCAACAGUGAGCCCUGUUGAAAGCACAGGAUAUCUGCAAUCAAUCGUGCCGCCACCGUCCAACGUUACGGUCGCCAAUGGCACGACGCUGCGGUGUGGUAAGUGGCAUGUUGCUGUGGAUGGUGAUUCAUGUCCAUCCAUCUGCAUCCAGGAAUCCAUAACUGCGGAUUUAUUCUUAGAGGUCAAUCCUUCCUUGUCAUCUGGACUGAACUGCACUGGAAGCCUUGUGCGCGGGAGCGCGUACUGUGUUGGUCCUAAUCCGGGUUGGAAAACUCCCCUACCUCCGCCGACCGCUCUUCCUCUUCCUGAUGAGAGUGAGAGCUCCUCGCCAAUACCAUCUUCAUCUACUCGGCCCACUCGGUGA